Messenger RNA from Suillus subaureus, 1398 nucleotides. RefSeq names its product L-Aspartase-like protein. Gene Ontology annotation, biological process: fumarate metabolic process; tricarboxylic acid cycle; malate metabolic process. The transcript is spliced from 12 exons. The coding region runs from base 1 to 1398 and encodes 465 amino acids. NCBI's taxonomy places the organism in Eukaryota, Fungi, Basidiomycota, Agaricomycetes, Boletales, Suillaceae. Gene Ontology annotation, cellular component: mitochondrion; tricarboxylic acid cycle heteromeric enzyme complex. Gene Ontology annotation, molecular function: fumarate hydratase activity. The record is from RefSeq and is a predicted model, not a curated record.
AUGUCCUUCCGCACUGAGCGUGACACUUUCGGUGAGCUUCAGGUCCCAGCCGAUCGCUAUUGGGGGGCACAGACACAGCGGUCGCUACAAAACUUUGACAUCGGUGGUCCCUCACAACGUCUACCGCCUCCCCUACUCAAGGCUUUCGGCGUGGUGAAGAAGGCAGCAUCCAUCGUUAAUAUCGGCUAUGGCCUAGAUCAUACAAUAGGCGAAGCCAUCCAGAAAGCAGCUGAUGAUGUCAUUUCCGGGAAGCUCAUGGACCACUUCCCCUUGGUUGUCUUCCAGACUGGAAGUGGAACUCAAACCAACAUGAACGUAAACGAGGUGAUUUCGAACCGUGCGAUCGAACUUCUUGGCGGCGAACUCGGUUCCAAGAAACCGGUCCAUCCCAAUGACCAUGUUAACAUGAGCCAGAGCAGUAACGAUACCUUCCCAACAGCUAUGCACGUCGCCGCCGUGACUGAAAUUAGCCACUCGCUGCUUCCGGCAUUGACAGAACUCAGGGAUGCACUUGACGAAAAGGUUCAGUCAUUCAGUCACGUUAUCAAAAUCGGACGCACGCACUUGCAGGACGCUACUCCCCUGACCCUUGGCCAAGAGUUCAGCGGAUAUGUCCAGCAAAUCGAUAAUGGCAUCGCUCGUGCUAAAGACGUCCUUCCUCGCUUAAGUUUUCUAGCUCAAGGUGGAACUGCUGUUGGCACAGGUCUUAACACGAAAAAGGGUUUCGACGUGAAGAUUGCAGCCGAGAUCUCCAAGAUUACAGGCUUGGAAUUCCGGACCGCACCUAACAAGUUUGAAGCUCUAGCGUGCCACGACGCCCUUGCCGAGGCUCAUGGUGCUCUGAAUGUCAUCGCUUGUUCUCUGAUGAAGAUCGCCAAUGACAUUCGAUUCCUUGGCUCUGGUCCUCGCUGUGGUUUCGGUGAACUGAUUCUCCCCGAGAAUGAACCUGGCAGCAGCAUCAUGCCCGGUAAGGUCAAUCCCACGCAGUGCGAGGCCGUGACUAUGGUCGCCGCUCAAGUGAUGGGUAACCAGACUACUGUUAGCAUUGCUAGUGCUAGCGGACACUUCGAGCUCAACGUCUUCAAACCCGUUAUAAUUAUGAACGUGUUACAGAGCAUUCGUCUUCUCUCUGAUGCUUCCCGUUCGUUCACAAAGAAUUGCGUGGUUGGUAUCCAAGCCAACGAGAAGCGCAUCAACCACCUCCUGAACGAGAGUUUGAUGCUGGCAACAAUUCUAAACAGCCACCUUGGCUAUGAUAAUGUAGCCAAGUGCGCAAAGAAAGCGCACAAAGAAGGAACGACGCUGAAGGAAGCAACGGUUGCGCUCGGAUUCCUGACAUCUGAGGAGUUCAAUGAGAAAGUACGCCCUGAGUUGAUGCUGUACCCAGAUGACGAAUAG